AUGGCACUUGAGAAACCAAUAGUCCGCUUUGCACGGCGGGAAGACGUACCGACCGUCCUGCAGCUGAUCUUCGAGCUCGCUGAAUACGAACACGAGGUCGACAGCGUGAAGGCUACAGAAGAAAAGCUUCUCCAGACAAUCGCAUUUGCUCCUUCUGUGGCCGAGGCCACCGCUGGCCACCAGGAGCCCACGGAACCCACGACUUCCAGCCGGCCAGCGCGUUGUCUACUGGUGGUCGCGCCUGACGGAGAUGUUGCAGGGCUUGCGCUGUACUAUUACAAUUACAGCACAUGGCACGCGCGCCCGGGAAUCUACCUCGAAGACCUGUUUGUGCGGCCGGCACACCGCAAGAAGGGCUACGGCCACGUGCUGCUCGAGACGCUAGCCAAGGAGGUCGUGGCCAUGGGUGGUGGGCGGCUGGAGUGGAGCGUGCUCAAGUGGAAUGCACCGAGCAUCAAGUUCUACGAGAGUCUCGGCGCCAAGACGAUGAGCGAGUGGUCGGUGAUGCGCGUGGACGGGGACAGCUUAUUGAAGCUGGCUGGUGACGGCAGCUGA
Messenger RNA from Grosmannia clavigera kw1407, 555 nucleotides. RefSeq names its product gcn5-related n-acetyltransferase. Gene Ontology annotation, molecular function: N-acetyltransferase activity. The record is from RefSeq and is a predicted model, not a curated record. Bases 1 to 555 code for a protein of 184 amino acids. The transcript has 2 exons. NCBI's taxonomy places the organism in Eukaryota, Fungi, Ascomycota, Sordariomycetes, Ophiostomatales, Ophiostomataceae. Gene Ontology annotation, biological process: protein acetylation.